Gossypium raimondii (Peruvian cotton) is the source of this 2242-nucleotide messenger RNA. RefSeq names its product glucose-1-phosphate adenylyltransferase large subunit 1. Lineage: Eukaryota; Viridiplantae; Streptophyta; Magnoliopsida; Malvales; Malvaceae. Gene Ontology annotation, biological process: glycogen biosynthetic process. Bases 326 to 1912 code for a protein of 528 amino acids. The record is from RefSeq and is a predicted model, not a curated record. The transcript has 15 exons. Gene Ontology annotation, molecular function: glucose-1-phosphate adenylyltransferase activity.
ACCAUUAAAGCAUGCAAAGUUGCAAGCCAAGCUAUGAAUUGAAAGCUUUUCUUUCCACAUGAAAUCACGAAAUCAAAGGCUGCAGUUUAGAGUAUUGAAUGGGUAGAAGAAAAAAUAAAAAAUUUUGAUCAUGUGACGUAUCUAUUUACUAUUUUAUUUCACUUUUUUUUGGGUUCAAAGUUUAAAACUUUGAAAAGGACAGGUGUUUGGCUAAUAAUGGCUUCCCUUCUAUGUAAGCAGAAAGAUUAGAGCUUAGAUUUUGAGAACUGAGUGGCAUAUUUGAAGGGGAAACAAAGGGCACUGUUAUUUAUGCGAGAAAGCUUUAAUGGAUUCAUGUUGUGUUGCCUUGAAAGUCAAUUCUCAUUUGGUGAAUGUAAGGAAUAGUGGCUUUGGCAAUGGAGAUAACGCAUUUCUGGGGGAGAGAAUUAGAGGGAGUCUUAAUAACAACAGUGUUUGGGUCAAUCGGGUGGCAAACAGCUUGAGCACUUAUAAUAAGAAAGCUAUGAAGAUCAAACCUGGCGCUUUUGCUGUUAUCACAUCAAAUAAUCCCAGAGAAGCCAAGGCCUUACCGUCACGUCGAUUUAACAGACAAAGAGUUGACCCCAAGAAUGUGGCUUCAAUCAUAUUGGGAGGAGGUGCAGGGACUCAUCUCUUUCCCCUUACCAGAAGGGCUGCCACGCCUGCUGUUCCAAUUGGAGGAUGCUAUAAGCUGAUAGACAUUCCAAUGAGCAACUGUAUCAACAGUGGGAUAAACAAGAUUUUUGUUCUGACACAGUUCAAUUCGGCUUCCCUCAACCGGCACGUUGCCCGCACGUAUUAUGGCAAUGGUAUAAAUUUUGGAGAUGGGUUUGUGGAGAUUCUGGCAGCCACUCAAACAUCAGGAGAGGCAGGGAAGAAGUGGUUCCAAGGAACCGCAGAUGCUGUGAGGCAAUUCAUAUGGGUAUUUGAGGAUGCGAAGAAUAGGAACAUUGAGAAUGUAGUGAUCUUGUGUGGGGAUCAUCUCUAUCGAAUGGAUUAUAUGGAAUUCGUACAGAGUCACGUAGACGGUAAUGCUGAUAUUACAAUUUCAUGUGUGACGAUGGACAACAGCCGUGCUUCUGAUUAUGGACUGGUGAAGAUAGAUGGCAGGGGCCGUAUUGUCCAGUUUUCUGAAAAGCCGAAGGGUGCUGAUUUGAAAGCAAUGCAAACAGAUACCACUCUUCUAGGGUUGUCUCCCCAAGAAGCCGCAAGUUGCCCUUACAUUGCAUCAAUGGGAGUCUAUGUAUUUAAGACGGACGUUUUAUUAAAGCUUCUGAGAUGGAGAUUUCCUACUUCCAAUGACUUCGGGUCUGAAAUCAUUCCUGCUGCAGUUAAGGAACAUGACGUCCAGGCAUAUAUUUUCAAAGACUACUGGGAAGAUAUUGGAACCAUAAAGUCCUUUUAUGAAGCCAAUUUAGCCCUCACUGAAGAGUUUCCUAAGUUUGAGUUUUAUGAUCCAAAGACACCUUUCUAUACAUCUCCUCGAUACUUACCACCGACGAAAAUUGAUAAAUGCAGGAUUAAAGAUGCAAUAAUCUCCCAUGGAUGCUUCUUACGAGAGUGUAGUGUCCAACACUCGGUAAUUGGCGAACGCUCACGUUUGGACUCCGGCGUUGAGCUUCAGGACACGGUUAUGAUGGGAGCAGACUAUUACCAAACUGAGCUCGAAAUUAUAUCUCUACUAGCAGAGGGUAAGGUCCCGAUCGGAAUUGGACACAAUACCAAAAUCAGUAACUGCAUAAUCGACAAGAAUGCAAAGAUAGGAAGAGAUGUGAUCAUUGCGAAUAAAGAUGGUGUUCAAGAAGCGGAUAGGUCAGACGAAGGAUUUUAUAUCCGGUCCGGUAUCACCAUCAUACUAGAUAAGGCAACAAUAAAGGAUGGUACAAUUAUAUAAACCAGAUCGGAUCUUAAAUUACUUUCACGGAAAGCUCUGAGCUUGGAAUCGAAAGGGCACCAUCGAAAGCUGUCACGGUCCAUUGCGGGAAGAAGGUUCUGAAGGUGGCAUUUGCAGCAUUUUGCCCUGGGAAAAGUAAAACAAAGAAGCUCCACUACUAUGAAUUACUUUUUAUGUAAAUUACAAGCUCUUUUUGCAGUGUAAGGUAGAUAUUAGAUAUGUUAGUUGGCUAAGCAAAAUAAAUCAAAUGGCUAAGGGGCCCUUUGUUUCUUUUUCUGUUAGUAGAGUAAUUUCUUUUUGAGGAAAUGAAGGGUUAAUGCUUGUAAUUUA